AUGGCACCACACGGAAGUGCACUCCCCCAAGCGGCGACAGAGAGUGCGAGAGCAGCUCGAAAGAACUUCUUCUGCGAGCUAUGUCAAAAGGGCUACGACCGGAUGAAUGACUUCGAGGCGCAUGAAGGAUCUUACGAUCAUCUUCAUCGAAAACGCCUGAAAGACCUCAAACAUCUCACGAAAGACCCAAAUGCCGCUGCGAGGGCACGGGAGUCAGAAGCCCGCAUGAACGAAGAAGCCGGCCUCAAAUCUGUCUCCAUCUCAUUACCGGGCUCAGGAUCAGCCGGACCCGUGAAGAAGAAGCCAGUUUUCAAGAGCACACUGCAGCCGCAGAACGCCAACGUCGUGCCUGCAAAACCGCUCGAUCUGGGACGAGAUCCUCACGAUCUGAACGGGUCGAUUGCGAAUGGGUGGGCGGACGAUCAGUACGAUCCUACCAAGAUCAUGCCUUACGACAAUAACUUCAAGCUCACCGACAUCAUGACGGAGGAUGAAUUACGGGACCUGGAUGCUGAGCUCGCAGAUCGCAGGUAUCGGUGA
Molecule: messenger RNA, 540 nt
Organism: Zasmidium cellare ATCC 36951
Lineage: Eukaryota; Fungi; Ascomycota; Dothideomycetes; Mycosphaerellales; Mycosphaerellaceae
Exons: 3
Coding region: 1-540 (179 amino acids)
Source: RefSeq, a predicted model, not a curated record